ACCACUUGCGACGCUUUCAACACACUCUUCACCACCAACUCCACCCAACAAUGUCUACCCGCAAGCGCAAGCAAGAGGCCGAGGAGGAGGAAGAGCUCCAAUCGCUGCCCGAGGACAGUGAGGAGGAAGAGGAAUACAUCUCCGAAAACGACGAAGAAGGAGCAUCCGCAUCCGAAGAUGACGAUGAAGAUGCCGAGGAGGAAGUAGAAGAAGAGGAGGCCGCAGCUCCAGCCGAGCCCAAGUCCAAGAAGCGCAAGACCGCCCCGGCGCCAGCUGAAGACGAUGACGAAGAGGACGCCGAGGCCGGCGACGAUGACGACGAAGAGGCUGUUCCCGAGGAGGACGACGAUGAGGAUGAGGACACUGCCAAGAGCAGCGGACCUGCGGCUGCGGCCAAGAAGGCAAAGAACGGCGUUGUGCCAAAAGAGAAGAGCCUCGAGGAGGUCGACGAUGCGGAGGAUGACGACUGAAGGACCCCCCGUAGCAAAGGCUGGUCGACUCGCAGGCGACAGCUGAUAUGGAUCUGUUGCAGAUCUUGAUGUGAAGAUAUGGAUACGUUAAGAGCGAUGAAUAUAUGUAUUGGAAGUUUUU
Zymoseptoria tritici IPO323 is the source of this 591-nucleotide messenger RNA. RefSeq lists its product as uncharacterized. The record is from RefSeq and is a predicted model, not a curated record. The transcript is spliced from 3 exons. Lineage: Eukaryota; Fungi; Ascomycota; Dothideomycetes; Mycosphaerellales; Mycosphaerellaceae. Bases 51 to 470 code for a protein of 139 amino acids.